This is a messenger RNA of Phycodurus eques (leafy seadragon), 1690 nucleotides long. RefSeq names its product PRP4 pre-mRNA processing factor 4 homolog (yeast) (gene prpf4). The record is from RefSeq and is a predicted model, not a curated record. NCBI's taxonomy places the organism in Eukaryota, Metazoa, Chordata, Actinopteri, Syngnathiformes, Syngnathidae. Gene Ontology annotation, biological process: mRNA splicing, via spliceosome. The coding region runs from base 94 to 1626 and encodes 510 amino acids. Gene Ontology annotation, molecular function: U4 snRNA binding; U6 snRNA binding; protein binding. The transcript has 15 exons. Gene Ontology annotation, cellular component: U4/U6 x U5 tri-snRNP complex.
UCUUAACCCGGAAAAGGAUGUCUGUUUAUUUUUAACAUCCGGGUCACAUCACAUUUGUCCAGCGCCGACUUGCUUUUGUACAAGUGCCACAGGAUGUCAGACGACGAGGACUCUGCUCCGGCCCCGAAGAAAGGUCGCGUGUUCUACGGAAGCCUGGAGGAAAAAGAGCGCGAGCGCCUGAACGCAGAGCUCGCCAGCGGCUCGGUGACAGGAAGCGAUGGCGUCAAGGCCGGAAUCGAGGCGGGACACAUCAACAUUUCGUCUUACGAAACGCUGGAACUGGAGGAGCACGUGAACGUCAGGCAACAGGAAGCACUCGCCGAGUUUGAGAGGAGGCGGCGAGCGCGACAGAUCACCGUCUCUACCGACGACACCGAAGUCAAGGCGGGGCUGCGAGCCCUCGGGGAGCCAAUCACCUUGUUCGGGGAGGGGCCGGCGGAUCGGCGGGAGAGGCUGCGUGGCGUUUUGUCUGUGGUGGGUCCAGAUGCCCUGAAAAAGUCCAGGAGAGAUGAAGACAGAGCCAAGCGAUCACAGGAAGAGUGCCAGCAGACGUGGUACCACGAAGGCCCCGCCUCGCUCAAGAACGCACGUCUCUGGUUGGCCCGUUACUCCCUGCCCAGGUCGAUGAAGCGCCUGGAGGUGGCCCGGGCCCAAAAGGAAAUGUGCGAGGCGGCCAGAACCAUCCGCCAACAGGAGCUCAACAAGAGCCUCAGAAACUUGAACAACUUCUGCAGUCAGAUCGGCGACGAUCGACCAAUCAGCUUUUGCCACUUCAGUCCCGACUCCAAAAUGCUGGCCACCGCCUCCUGGAGCGGAUUGUGUAAGCUAUGGUCCGUUCCCGACUGCAACCUGAUUCGCACACUGAGAGGCCACAACACCAACGUGGGCGCGGUGGUCUUCCGCCCGCAGGCCGGCGUGUCUCUCGACCAAUCGGACGUCAGUUUGGCCUCGUGCGCCGCGGACGGCUCCGUCAAGCUGUGGAACCUGCUCAGCGACGAGCCGGUGUUGAGCAUCGAGGACCACAGCGAGCGAGUUUCGCGAGCGUGCUGGCAUCCGUCCGGAAGGUUCCUGGGAACCACGUGCUACGAUCAUUCGUGGCGCCUUUGGGACAUGGAGGUGCAGGAGGAGAUUCUCCAUCAAGAAGGUCACAGCAAAGGAGUUCAUGAUCUCCACUUCCAUCCUGAUGGAUCACUGGCUGCUACCGGCGGACUGGAUGCCUUUGGAAGAGUUUGGGAUCUUCGCACAGGACGCUGCGUGGUCUUCCUGGAAGGUCACCUGAAGGAGAUCUACAGCGUACACUUCUCACCUAACGGCUACCACCUGGCGACGGGAAGCGGAGACAACACCUGCAAGGUGUGGGAGCUGAGGAACAGGAAGUGUCUUUACACAAUCCCCGCCCACCAAAACCUGUUGUCGGGUGUCAGAUUCCAGCCCACGGACGGCCACUUCCUGUUGACGUGCGCGUACGACAACAUGGCGAAGGUCUGGAGUCACCCCGGCUGGAUGCCGCUGAAGACGCUCGCCGGCCACGAGGGGAAGGUGAUGGGCGUGGACGUGUCCCCCGACGGCAAACUCAUCGCCACGUGCUCAUACGACAGAACCUUUAAACUUUGGGUGUCGGAAUGACACGGUUUGUUUCUUUUGUUUUUUGUAAUUUUUUUCAUGAUUCAAUAAAGUUUUCAUUUAGCAA